AACCUGACCACCUGGAUGAAGGACGAGCCCGUGGCCAAGAACUUGUUCACACAGCUGGGCUCCGCCUUCAUCCGGAAAGAACCCUUUGGCCUGGUGCUCAUCAUCGCCCCCUGGAACUACCCCGUGAACCUGACCCUGGUGCCGCUGGUGGGCGCCCUCGCUGCAGGGAACUGCGUGGUGUUGAAGCCAUCGGAGUUCAGCAGAAGCACCGAGAAGGUCCUGGCCGACGUGCUGCCCCGAUACCUUGACCAGAGCUGCUUUGCCGUGGUGCUGGGCGGGCCUCAGGAGACGGGGCAGCUGCUGCAGCACAAGUUCGACUACAUCUUCUUCACGGGGAGCCCUCGAGUGGGCAGGAUCGUCAUGUCCGCCGCCGCCAAGCACCUGACGCCCGUCACGCUGGAGCUGGGGGGCAAGAACCCCUGCUACGUGGACGACGACUGUGAUGCCCAGACCGUGGCCAACCGCGUGGCCUGGUUCCGCUACUUCAACACCGGCCAGACCUGCGUGGCCCCCGACUACGUGCUGUGCAGCCCUGACACGCAGGCGCGGCUGCUGCCCGCCCUGCAGAGCGCCAUCACCCGCUUCUACGGCGACGACCCGCGGGGCUCCCCGAACCUGGGCCGCAUCAUCAGCCAGAAGCACUUCCGGCGGCUCCAAGGCCUGCUGGGCUGCGGCCGCGUGGCCAUUGGCGGCCAGAGCGAUGAGGGCGAGCGCUACAUCGCCCCCACGGUGCUGGUGGACGUGGCGGAGACGGAGCCGGUGAUGCAGGAGGAGAUCUUCGGACCCAUCCUGCCCAUCGUGAACGUGAGGAGCCUGGACGAGGCCAUCGACUUCAUCAACCGUCGGGAGAAGCCCCUGGCCCUGUACGCCUUCUCCAACAGCAAACAGGUAGUGAACCAGAUACUGGAACAGACCAGCAGCGGCAGUUUCGGAGGCAACGAGGGCUUCAUCUACUUGACUCUGACGUCCCUGCCGCUGGGGGGAGUCGGUAACAGCGGGAUGGGAAGGUACCACGGCAAGUUCUCCUUCGACACCUUCUCCCACCACCGCGCCUGCCUGCUCUCCCACUCAGGCCUGGAGAAGCUCAAUGAUAUCCGGUACCCGCCCUAUACUAACACCAAAGAGCAGCUCAUCAGCUGGGCCCUGCGCUCCCAGAGCUGCACCCUUCUGUGA
Messenger RNA from Hyaena hyaena (striped hyena), 1173 nucleotides. It is a transcript of the gene ALDH3B2, whose product is annotated as aldehyde dehydrogenase 3 family member B2. Gene Ontology annotation, molecular function: aldehyde dehydrogenase (NAD+) activity. Gene Ontology annotation, biological process: aldehyde metabolic process. Bases 16 to 1173 code for a protein of 385 amino acids. The record is from RefSeq and is a predicted model, not a curated record. The transcript has 8 exons. Gene Ontology annotation, cellular component: cytoplasm. Lineage: Eukaryota; Metazoa; Chordata; Mammalia; Carnivora; Hyaenidae.